Echinococcus granulosus is the source of this 282-nucleotide messenger RNA. RefSeq lists its product as hypothetical. The record is from RefSeq and is a predicted model, not a curated record. Lineage: Eukaryota; Metazoa; Platyhelminthes; Cestoda; Cyclophyllidea; Taeniidae. The transcript has 4 exons. The coding region runs from base 1 to 282 and encodes 93 amino acids.
AUGUUGGCUAAAAAAAAGAUUGUUGGCCUCGUUACAGAUAUGGUUACUACCCGCCUCCGUUGGUGGCCAGGAUCCGGAAAUGGUUUCUACCUGCCUCCGUACUACGCCUCCGGCCGUGAAUCCGAACUUCCCACCUCAAAAUCUGCCCACUCAGCCACUGCCACUACAACCAACCAUUUAAGUGCACCUCACGGCAAUGGCACAACAUUCCAAACUGACUGUAUUGUGGAACAUUUUAUCAACGACGAAUACUUUUUUUCGCGUAAUUUCGAGGACAUAUAA